CGGCGAGAGGAUUGCAAAACAAGUCGAAACCCAGUUUAAACUUUAACUGGAAAAAUAGAAGGACGCAGACGACAAGCUUAGACUUUUGACGUCGACCUGUCCGCCAGAUGGAACAUUCGAGGGUACGUGCACAUGGCCAAUGGCCACAGCUGUUCAACUCCCAUAUUGUCUCACCCACCCCUCAGCCCGUCACGUACCAACUCAGUACUCAACAGUCUUUGACACCAAAUACAUUGAGGGCGGAGAUCAUGCUUGACGAACCGUUGGCUGGAUACAAAAAGAGAGCCAGGACCCGCCUGCAGGAGCUGAUGCUGAAGGAGAGCUAUCCCCCAGGACAUCCGAUGGUGGUCGGCACCGGAUUCCACCUCGACAUGGGUACAGCAGCGGCAGCAUCUGCAGUCUACUCCGCCCCGAGUGUCGCACAUUUCUACAAAGGCUGUGAUCUAUUUUACCAAGUGUGGUGUCCACCGGCGGCACCCCUCUCGCCCGGGGACGGAACCCAGGAUCCGCCGACGAAACCAUUUUUUUAAUCGGGGUUAAUCCAUUCUCCCUUCGUGCCAUACAUCUCAGGAUAUCUUAACCAAAUCGUUAUUAUUGUUUUUUUUUAAUAUUAAAGAAAUUAUUUUUUAACAUAUCUUUUGUAUUGAUUAUUGGUGGAUGGGUUGCGUUUUAUCUGGGCAGUAUUUUUGUGCAAUUGUUAAUUAACUACAGAUGACUUUCCUAUUUUAUAUUUAGCCUUUACGAGAGAAAAAUUAUAAGAAAGUAUUAUUUUUAAAUUGCCAAAGUUUAAACAAAUAAGUAGAAAUAACAAGUGUUAGAUUAUAUAUUGACCAAUUAUUUUGUCUAUUUAACAUUUAUAAAUAUAUAGAUAGAGUGUAUUAUAUGGAAGCAGGAAAUGUCAUAUUUAAUAUGUAUAUCACUUAAUGUGUGCAAUCAGAUAAAACUCUGUUAUUGAUUAUUGUAAUACAUGUAUACCUAGUCCAAAGUA
Molecule: messenger RNA, 988 nt
Organism: Cimex lectularius (bed bug)
Lineage: Eukaryota; Metazoa; Arthropoda; Insecta; Hemiptera; Cimicidae
Exons: 2
Coding region: 108-530 (140 amino acids)
Source: RefSeq, a predicted model, not a curated record